This is a messenger RNA of Aquila chrysaetos chrysaetos, 10676 nucleotides long. It is a transcript of the gene NCAM1, whose product is annotated as neural cell adhesion molecule 1. Gene Ontology annotation, molecular function: protein binding. Gene Ontology annotation, cellular component: membrane. Gene Ontology annotation, biological process: cell adhesion. Lineage: Eukaryota; Metazoa; Chordata; Aves; Accipitriformes; Accipitridae. The record is from RefSeq and is a predicted model, not a curated record.
GCGAAGCCGGGCGGCGCAGGGAUCCGGGCCGCGGUGCUGAGGCCGUCUGUCAGUCAGCGCGGCGGCGCCGGGACGCGGCCGGGGCGCAGCCGGCAGAAGGCGGCGCGGGGAGUACGCGCGGUUAACGGAGCCGGAGGGCGGCCGGCAGCGGGGAGGAGCGGCGAAGGAAGACGCGGCGGGGGGGGGGGAAAAAAAAGAAAAAAAGAAAAAAAAAUAAAAGAAGCGAGCUGCGUUUCUUCCGUACUGCAGGAAAAGGCUAUUUCAGGAGCGGUUGCCUCUCGCCCAGCCGGCUGCGAUGCUGCUAGCCACCGUGCUGCCCUGGACGUUGGUUUUGCUUGGAGCCGCAGCCUCACUACAAGUGGACAUUGUUCCAAGCCAGGGGGAGAUCAGCGUUGGAGAAUCUAAGUUCUUCUUAUGUCAAGUGGCAGGGGAGGCCAAAUACAAAGACAUUUCCUGGUUUUCCCCUAAUGGUGAGAAGCUGACGCCGAACCAACAGCGCAUCUCAGUGGUGCGAAAUGAUGACUUCUCCUCCACCCUCACCAUCUACAACGCAAACAUUGAUGAUGCUGGCAUCUAUAAAUGUGUUGUCAGUAGCGUGGAGGAGGGAGACUCCGAGGCCACCGUCAAUGUGAAAAUUUUCCAAAAGCUGAUGUUCAAGAAUGCUCCCACUCCUCAGGAAUUCAAGGAAGGGGAUGAUGCUGUGAUUGUGUGUGAUGUGGUCAGCUCACUGCCUCCUACCAUCAUCUGGAAGCACAAGGGCAGGGAUGUUAUCCUAAAAAAAGAUGUUCGAUUUAUAGUGCUGUCCAACAACUACCUGCAGAUCCGGGGCAUCAAGAAAACAGAUGAAGGGACAUACCGCUGUGAGGGCCGGAUCUUGGCUCGUGGGGAGAUCAACUUCAAAGAUAUUCAGGUCAUCGUAAAUGUACCUCCUUCUGUGCGCGCCAGGCAGAGCACCAUGAAUGCCACUGCCAACCUCAGCCAGUCUGUCACUUUAGCAUGUGAUGCUGAUGGCUUUCCUGAGCCAACCAUGACGUGGACAAAGGAUGGAGAGCCAAUAGAAGAGGCCGAUGAUGAAGAGAAGUACAGUUUGAACUACGAUGGGUCUGAGCUCAUUAUCAAGAAGGUGGAUAAGAGUGACGAAGCAGAAUACAUCUGCAUUGCUGAGAACAAGGCUGGCGAGCAGGAUGCCACCAUUCAUCUCAAAGUCUUUGCAAAACCCAAAAUCACCUACGUGGAGAAUAAAACAGCCAUGGAACUGGAGGAUCAGAUUACACUGACCUGUGAGGCAUCUGGGGACCCAAUCCCUUCCAUCACAUGGAAAACUUCCACCCGGAACAUCAGCAAUGAAGAGAAGGCUUCGUGGACCCGGCCCGAGAAACAAGAGACCCUGGAUGGGCGCAUCGUAGUACGUAGCCAUGCCCGGGUGUCGUCCCUGACUCUCAAAGAAAUUCAGUACACAGAUGCCGGAGAGUAUGUAUGCACAGCCAGCAACACCAUCGGGCAGGACUCCCAAGCCAUGUACCUUGAAGUGCAGUAUGCCCCCAAGCUUCAGGGCCCUGUGGCUGUCUAUACCUGGGAAGGGAAUCAAGUGAACAUCACCUGUGAGGUAUUUGCUUACCCCAGUGCUGUCAUCUCCUGGUUCCGGGACGGACAGCUGCUUCCCAGCUCAAACUACAGCAACAUCAAGAUCUACAACACUCCAUCAGCAAGCUACCUGGAGGUGACACCAGACUCUGAAAAUGACUUUGGGAACUAUAACUGCACUGCUGUGAACCGCAUUGGCCAGGAGUCCUCAGAGUUCAUUCUUGUGCAGGCAGAUACUCCGUCCUCUCCUUCCAUUGACAGAGUGGAGCCCUAUUCCAGUACUGCCCAGGUGGAGUUUGAUGAGCCUGAAGCUACCGGUGGGGUGCCUAUCCUCAAGUACAAGGCAGAGUGGAGAGCACUGGAUGAGGGAGAAUGGCAUUCGAGGUUGUAUGAUGCAAAAGAAGCAAAUGUGGAGGGCAUGAUCACUAUCACUGGCCUGAAACCUGAAACAACCUACUCUGUGAGACUGUCUGCAGUUAAUGGCAAGGGCGUGGGUGAGAUUAGCCUGCCAUCCGACUUCAAGACACAACCAGUUCGGGAACCCAGCGCACCCAAACUGGAAGGUCAGAUGGGCGAAGAUGGAAACUCCAUUAAAGUGAAUGUUAUCAAGCAGGAUGAUGGUGGCUCCCCAAUUAGACAUUAUCUGAUCAAAUAUAAAGCUAAGCAUUCCUCAGAAUGGAAACCAGAGAUCAGACUUCCAUCUGGCAGUGACCAUGUCAUGCUGAAGUCCCUGGACUGGAAUGCGGAGUAUGAAGUUUAUGUGAUAGCUGAAAACCAGCAAGGGAAGUCCAAACCAGCUCACUAUGCUUUCCGAACUUCUGCUCAGCCUACUGUCAUCCCAGCUAGUACUAGCCCUACAUCAGGCCUUGGGACUGCUGCCAUCGUAGGCAUUCUCAUUGUUAUCUUUGUGCUGCUCCUGGUGGCUGUGGAUGUCACCUGCUACUUCCUGAACAAGUGUGGCCUGCUGAUGUGCAUUGCUGUCAACUUAUGCGGCAAAUCUGGCCCAGGAGCCAAGGGCAAAGACAUGGAGGAGGGCAAAGCCGCCUUCUCGAAAGAUGAGUCCAAGGAGCCUAUUGUGGAGGUGCGGACUGAAGAGGAGCGGACCCCCAACCAUGAUGGGGGAAAACACACAGAGCCCAAUGAGACCACCCCACUGACGGAGCCAGAGCACCCCACCGAUACCGCAGCUACUGUUGAGGACAUGCUGCCUUCUGUAACUACGGGCACCACUAACUCUGACACUAUCACUGAAACCUUUGCCACUGCUCAGAACAGCCCCACCAGCGAGACCACUACGCUGACGUCCAGUAUUGCCCUGCCAGCCACAACCAUUCCUGAGUCAAACUCCAUGUCGACUGGCCAGGCUACUCCAGCCAAAGGGGCAGCCACCUCAGUCUCUUCACCACCACCCUCCUCCACCCCCAAAGUGGCCCCCCUUGUUGAUCUCAGCGAUACCCCAAGCUCUACUCCGGCUACUAAUAAUUUGUCUUCAAGUGUCCUGUCCAACCAAGGUGCAGUGCUCAGCCCCAGCGCUGUUGCUAACGUAGCUGAGACCUCCAAAGUGGCAGCUGGUAACAAGCCAGCUGCUGCAAGCCCUGCAAACCUCACUAGCCCUCCAGCUCCAUCCGAGCCCAAGCAGGAGGUCUCAAGCACCAAGAGCCCUGAAAAGGAAGCUGUGCAGCCCAGUACAGUGAAGAGCCCAACAGAGACAACCAAGAACCCAAGCAAUCUGAAGAGCGAGGCUGCUUCAGGCAGCACCACAAACGCCUCCCAGAAUGAGGACUUUAAAAUGGACGAAGGGACCUUCAAGACACCAGACAUUGAUCUUGCAAAGGAUGUUUUUGCAGCCCUUGGCACUACUACUCCUGCCAGUGUGACUAGCGGGCAAGCUCGUGAGCUUGCUUCUUCCACUGCAGACAGCUCUGUACCUGCUGCACCUUCAAAGACCGAGAAAAUCCCAGUAGAAGACAAAUCUGAAGUGCAAGCAACGGAACUAAGACACCUCCAGCAGAAGUCAAGACGGUCCCCAAUGAAGCCACACAAACAAAUGAAAAUGAGAGCAAAGCAUGAUCAGCAACAGAUGAAAGCAAAUGACAGAACAACUUCACCCAAGCAUUUAAAACACAAAACACAACACACAUCUCAUUCCUCUAGUGUCUGUUGCCUUUUUUUAAGAAAAACAAACAAAACAGAAAAUGCAUAAAUAGGGGGAGGGGGGGAAUCUCUCUUUUUCUUUUCUUUUCUUUUUUUUAAAAAGAUUUCUAGAAAGGUUCUAUUUGUUUGUGCACUUGCUUUUAAAAAGUAAUACAUUUUAAAAACAGGGUUAAACCCGUAACCAAAUCAGGGCUUAACUGACCCUGUGUAUAUUCAAAUAAGCAAAAUUGCAAAUACCAUUUGCAACGUGGUUGGGAAGCUCAAAAUCAACUAGUCCUAGACAAAAAAAAAAAAAAAAAAAAAAAGACCCUGUUCUUUACUUCGUUAGUAUAGCGGAUAUAACCACUGUACUACUUGGUACAGCUGGUACUUAAUGAACAAAGUCCACAAUUUAUUUUUAUACUUUUCAGUCGAGUUUGAAAUAUGUAAAGCCUCAUAAAUAAGUUAUAAUUUCUGUUCACCUUGUAUUUGUUCAGUAUGCAAAGUGUCUUGAGCUCUUUGUGACUGAAUUCUGUUUUCCACAUUAGACAUUUAUUUGGGGUUUAUUAUUAUCUUUUUUUAGGAAGAAUGCCAAAAUUGCAGCUUCGGGGAUAUAUUUCAAUUUGCAGUAUUCAGACUCUACAUUUCUUUAAAUUUUAUGUUAAUUUUUGCCAACUUUUGUUCUUUCCAGUGUUUACAAUUGACAAAUAUUUUUUUUUUAACUUUUGUUGUGUUUAAAUGUAUGUGUAAAAUAGCUGCCUUUUUUUUUUUUUUUUUUUUAAGUAAAUACAGUCUAUAGAUACUAGGUUAGCAGCAUGCUUGCUUUGCAAAGGGAGACAUUUUAAAACAUGGAUGUUUACAGUAGUUGUUUCCCCUUUAUCUUUUCUUAAUUAUUGUUGUUGUUGUUGUUGUUAUUAUUAUUAUUAUUAUUUCUUACUGGAGUAAGAAGAAAAGUAAUGCUGGGGUUUGGUUUGGGUUUUUUUGGGUGGGUGGGGGUAUUCAAACCAAUUGUCACCAGUCAAGGUCUUUAUCCAGCAAUCCGCAUAAACACACACUUAACUUGGAAUGAGAGAGUUGCUGGUGAGAGUCCUUCUAUACUUAAAUUUAGUAAGAGUUUAAGUCCCUUGCUGGACCUGGGCCUGACUGCAUAAGAGAAAUAUCAUCUCUGCUUUUUUAGGACAUUCUCCCCUUUCCUUCAUAGAACCUUCCCGGAGCUUUGAGAAGCAGAAGGGAGAUUGUACAGUUAGGGCUGGUCUGGUCUUAUCUCAGAUGUUUGACUACAUCAAGUCCUCCUUAGUAUGUCAGUAAAUACCAUUUCAUUUGACCCUAGAAAAGUAAUUUAAAGGCAAAGACUUUUUGCACAAGAGUGCUUGGCAGCAUGCAAGACGCCUCCUGCAAAGCUAGCUCCAUCAGCAGUUGGACUAGAUGAUCGUUGUAGGUCCCUUCCAACUGAACUAUUCUAUUCUAUUCUAUUCUACUCUAUCACGUAUUGAGUUAUCCACCUAUGCUCUGCAGAAUCAAAACCAUGAAAUCAAGAGCAAGUGCUUGGAAAUCAAUGCCAAGAUUUCCAGUGAUUUCACUUGUCUUGGCAUAUUAUUGUCAACAGUUGGAAAAGGGGGCUGAUGUAGUACGUGUAUUAUCAAUAUGGAGAGGGGGAGCUUAUCAAUGGCAUUUAUCAUUGUGAGUCAUGGAGUAACACUGAGAUUUUUGGGGUGAAAAGAAAGGAGGCUUGAGCAGGAGGAAGUCAGAGGUAUAUAGGGGAAGACCAGCCCAUUGUAUAGAGAUGUUCCUUCUGUUGGGGUUUGGGGUUUUUUUUUCUUUUUUUUUUCUUUUGGUUUCUUUUUUAUUCUACUUUAGAUCUGCAAGCUUGUGCACUGUGGGUGCGUGACUUUUAGUGUGAAAUGUGUUUUUUGUCAUAGUAUUGAAAUAAUAAAAGCUUCAACAUAGUUUGGAUGUGGAAGGUGUAGCGAUAGUUCAGAUUUGAAAAAAGAAUAUUCAGGAAAAAAAAAAGAGAACAACUCUUACAAAGAACAGAAGCCUUUAAAUGAAAAGUCAAACCGAGCUGACUAUGGCAUUCCAUUGCGCUAAGGUGAUGAACAGAAGGAUGACGGGGCAUGGGUAGACUGCAGUUUGGCUCAGGUAAAUUGAGCCACUUUGAUCGGUGUAUUCUUCUAAGUAUGCAGUCUUUUACAGUAGCAUCACAUAAUUUCAAACUGUGAAAAAUAAUAGUCUUGUCAUUUGCUAAGUGUGGGGGGUUUUGCAUUUUUUCCUUAGCUCCUGGGAUGCAAAUGGAGGAUGACUGGAUACACAGGCAUAGACACUCAUGCAAUACCCAUCCCGAGCCAGGAUAUCAGGGCAGAAUAUGUCCUCACUUCAAAGCCUUGUGUCAAAUUCGGCCCUUGCAUGACCCAUCACAGCAGUGUUGGUAUAACUAUGGGGAAGUUUGGCCCAUGGUCCCUAGGAUUUUUUUUCUAAGAAAUCAGUCCAUAAAAUGCAGCACAAAAAGGUCUGUCUACGGUUGGGGAGAGUCUUUGGGGCAGCAGAGGACUAGUGGGUAGGCAGUGUGUACCUCCAUUCCCUUGGAUGACCACAAGUAUUUGUUUCUCAUUUCUGCAAUGUCUUUGACUGCUUUUGUCAUUUUUGUGUUAUACCUUCUAAGUUAUAACCCACUAAGAGCUGAGUAGCUGAUAGGAAACAAAUGCUGCACAAUGCUAAUGACAGAAACCUGUCCAGUGACACUGGUCAGCACCUGUUGGGUGAAAAUGUGGUAACUAUCACCUGGAUUGGCAUUUCUGUCAUAAAAGGUAACCAGCUCAAAGCCCUAUCCGACACCCAGCUGCAUCAUUAGAAAGUACCCUGCUGACUGCAGUGGGUUUGUGUUGAGAUCAAUGGAAUGGGCACCAUUCCAAGGCAGAAGUGAACCCUGUGAUUGCCUGAGCACUGGGACUGUCCAUCCAACUCCUUUUUAAUGCCAUCAUGACACUUCCCAAUACUUGUAGGUUAAUUCUGGAGAGUGGUUUUUUACUUGCCCUUAAUGAAAAAUAAUUUGUUUUAAUUUAGAAGUACCCCAUUUCCAAGAUAGCUUAGGCUUCAUUGCUUUUAUUUAAACCUUUGAAGAGGGACCAACCUGAUGCCGUUUACGCUGUAUAUGUUUAUAUAUGUAUCCAUACCAUACAUAUAUAUCUAUAUGGCAAUGCAGAUUGAUCAGCUUCUAGUUGUGGAGUGAUUACAUUUCAUGCUGCGCCAUACGUAAAGAUGAUAAGAUAAUAGUGCAUCCAGUUGUUCAGCUUUUAGAGUGGAGUUUUAUUUUCACACUUUUCUAUGGAGCCUUCAGACCCCAGAUUUUCACACUAGGCUGUUUUGAUAGUUGUUCUCAGACCCUCCAUUGACAUCCUUACCCAGCAUUCCCUACUUUUGGGGGCCUUCUAUCUUGUUAAAAAACAAAAAAACUUUUUACCAAGUGAAACAUCGAUUCCACCUUUAUUCCCAUUCUCACUGGUGUAAAUACUGAUACUAACUGAGGAUUUUGACUUUGCAUUCUGUCAGAAUACUGUGUUCAAAUAAAAAUUACAAAAAAAAGCUCAUGCCUACAGUCUGCCCUUCUUUAGAUGCUCUGCUAGGUCCUGUGUACAGACAUGGAUUCCCAGGGCUGUAUUUGCGCGUGAGCCUAACAUGAAGCCAGCAGUCCCCUUGUGGCAUGUCCACAGCAUGAGUUAAGCAUCCGUCUGAGGCUCAGGGCUGUAGGCAAGCAGGCAAUGCAACUGUCUGCACAGUGAUGUUAGUGAAGCAGUCAUGCUGCAUGCUCUAAGCUGGUACAUCUCUGAACAGUGGCAGUGGGCUACAGCAGUGCCUUUUGAAAAUUCAGAUGUGCAGAAGGAACACCUGCCAGCACGUGAUUCCACAGACUGGCUCUUCCGAAGUGCCGAGUGUCACAAAGAGGAGUGUUUUUAAAGUUUGUUUCUCUGUCCCACCGUAGAUAAUUUCCUUGAGAUCACUGAACACACAAAUGCAGUUUCAUGUCUGCUGUGAAAUGGGGACAGCUGCAUUUCCCAAUAAAAGAUGCUCCUCUGUUCGCUGGCUAUGAAAGUUGUGUGCGUGUGUGUGCAUGUGAGUGUUGGCUUUAAAAGGUGUCCUUAACCCAUCCUGAAUUGGGUGCCUGAACUUAAUUAAUGUGGGAUGAAUCUAAUUUAAUUCUGUCCUAAGCAUUGAUCUCCCAGGACACAGAAGGAGAAAUGAGAGCUCUGAUAGGUAUCAAUAGCUGGGCGCCAGAAUUGUUCACAGAAAAAGAAGAAAGUAAAUGGAUUGUGCUAAAGUACUUGUUAUCGCAAGAGAAUACCGUUCUCCUGUCUGCUUCCUCUCCAGCGCUUUGCCCUCUAUUCUUGACUGCUGUUCACGCUGUGGUUUGCAGUAAGGCAGUAUUUCAGCAAAGCUGCUGUGAUUGGCCCCAUAUGUCUUUGGUACUACUGCUUUAGAAAAGGCUGUCCCAGGAAAAAGGGACAGGAGAAAUGCACAGGAAACAAUCCAUCUUCUUGGUGGGUUCUUUCAUCGCUGCAGAAUUCCUUUUGAACUCGGGUUCCAGAUUCAUGCUCUCAGCUCCGUUAUAGCUGUCAUUUUUCUUUCAUUGGAAUUCCUGACCUCUCCGUCCUGACUCUUUCUUUUACACAGGUUGCGGAGUUUUCCCAGCCUGCUUUGUACUUGAGAAGAGUUCUUCCUUAUUCCAGUCGGUGGCAUACAGCGGGCAAAAUGGUUCUGUAUUCAGAUAGCGAUUUCUGCUUUGUUAUACUGCAUGUUUGCAAUACCGCAUUUUUUACAAGAACCCACCAUGAACAAUGGAGAGUGGGCGGAUGUGGUACAAUGUCAGUCCUCGACCAAUAUACAUAUGUGCAAUUGUAUCGUACAGCUUGCUUCUGCAGGAAAGUUGGAAAGUCAAGAGAUGCUCUGAAAAUAGUUUAUUUUUUUUUCUCUCAUUUUUUUCUUUCUCUUUUUUCUAAAAUUUUGGCUAAAACCUGCCAAAAUGCCAAACUUUAUUUAAUUUUUCUAGCCUGAGGUUGCAGGGUGGUAUCUGUUUACUUUUUCUUGAGAAUAUCUCCACAAAUUCAGGCAAAGUAGAGUUUAUUUUCACAUGGAAGUUUCCCUUUGGCUGAAAAAGAGCUUUUUUCUCACUACCUAACCAUUUGAACAAAGAAGUUUCAACUACUUUCAAGUCAGGAAACUUUAAUUGAUAAAAGUCACUGAUUCUGUUUCAAGGGAAGUUUCUGAGGUUGCCUUUUUCUGUGUUCCUGGCUUUAGCAGCUGCUUCCCUGAUUCACACCAAUGUCACCUCUGCGUAAUGCCUGGUAGAUGGACUCUGUUCCCUGGUGUUUGGCUUGUUUCCUGCUGUAGCAUCUUAAUGAACCGUGAGGAGCUCAAGUAGUCUUUCCUUUUCUCUCAGAGAUUAAUAGAGGAGCCUGGAGCACUUGGCCUAAUUUACUGUUGCUGGAGAGCACAUGCCCAUGUGUGAAGAGUGAUGAGUUUUCUCUCCCUGGAGCUGGGGUUGUGCUCAGUGGCAAACAGAACUAAAAAAUUCUUUACUAGCCCUUUGUAUUUCUUCAGCCAUUCAUCAAUCUUCAGACCUAUCUUUUUCAGUAAUUUUAACUUGUCUCUCCCUCUGUUGAGGCCAUGGCACCCAACUGUCAAUGUCAGCUUGGCUGAGUAUGUCUGCUUUGACCGCAGGCUGGGCUGAAAGGUAAGCCUAAGCAGCAGGGGCUUAAGGGAGGUGGCUGGAGAUCUGCUGCAAACAGUUUCUUCGUUCUCUCAUCCCUUCUAGACAUUCUAGUUAGUUGGCUUGUCAUCAGAUAUCGGUAUAUGAAUAUACAUGCACAUGCUUUCAGGGCAUCAUUUUAAGUGCUUCUGUACUGAACUGUAUGGAAAUACUUAGAGACCUCGUCACCAUUUCAGUAGAAGUGGCUCUCCCCUCUGCACAUUAGCUAAUCGAGCUCUCUACUGUUUGUUGCCAACUGGCAGGAAAAUGCUGCACCUAGCACAGCUUCCCAGAGCUCCAGGCAGGGAGCAUGUACCACAGCUAUGCUCUCUGUAAGGGAUUAGCAGAUCUUGCAGCAGAGCUGAGCUGAGAACUUCAUUUCAUUUACUGUAAUGAAAUCUCUGCCUGGCUGCUAAAUGAAUUCCAACCCUUAUUUUCCACAGCUAUGUUAUUAGGUUCAUCCUGUGCACAGAGGCUCAGGCCCUGCAGGCUUCUCUUCAUGUUUCUCUGGCUCACUGGUGCAGCUUGUCGUCACCUCGCUCUGCUGGGGGUGCUGGCACAUCAGAGGCCCUACAGUAUAGCACCAUGCAUGCUGGCUACUCUAGCCUGAUGAACAGGAGAAGUAAACAAUGGAUCUGAUGGCAGAAUGGAACACAACUUCUUGUAUGGAGAGAGAAGGGGAAGCUGAAUGGGAGGAGCAGAAGUAAAGACCAUUUUGAUGCAGGUGACUGGGAGUAAAGGCAGGAUCUGCCUACAGAGAUGCUGUGUCUUUAAGAUGAAUCAAUCUUUCACUCUCCAGGCUACUGAGCCAGUGGGGUAUCCCAGAGGCAAGAGAGGACAGUGCAAAGCUGGGAGCUGAGAGUGCAUAGGAGGCUGAACUGCAGCAGCCAGUCCACCUGAUGUGAGGGGAGAGACUGCAGGAAUAGCGCUUGCUCAGUUUUCCACCCAUCUGGAGGGAGUUUAUCUGUGCAGAUUCACAGCCAUCAGAGAGAACCUUUCUGACUGUCCUUCCCUUGUCUCCAUCAGCCUCUCAUGGUGCUAUUGUGGGAGAGGCAGGAACUGAGUCAGUCUCUCUCCACCACUGCGUAGGGCUGGAUGCUGCUGCUUGCAUGCAGCACCCAUGGGACAAGGGAGAGGGGUAAGCAAGAAAGACUGCCCCACCACCGCUUGCUGCAAAUCUGCAACUCCAAAACAGUCUUUUAAUGAACUGACGAGCUGA